Sphaerodactylus townsendi is the source of this 3756-nucleotide messenger RNA. Its product is annotated as S-adenosyl-L-methionine-dependent tRNA 4-demethylwyosine synthase TYW1-like. Gene Ontology annotation, molecular function: 4 iron, 4 sulfur cluster binding; FMN binding; catalytic activity. The record is from RefSeq and is a predicted model, not a curated record. The transcript is spliced from 16 exons. The coding region runs from base 144 to 2324 and encodes 726 amino acids. Lineage: Eukaryota; Metazoa; Chordata; Lepidosauria; Squamata; Sphaerodactylidae. Gene Ontology annotation, biological process: wybutosine biosynthetic process.
CCGGCAUGCCCCGCGAGGCAAAAUGGCUGCCUUCAUGAGCUUCUUUAGGCAUGCAGGGAGGGCUACUCCGGAGUAGCUUGUAGCGCCAGGCAGCUGAGAACGGGUUGUGAUGCCUCAGGCUGCUGCUGGUUACCUCCGAAAACAUGGAUGUGCCUGUGGAGACCUGGAAUGGCCUUGGUGCUCCACUAAUGUCCUUGUGGCUUAACCGAUUUUAUAUUUAUUCCUGUGCUGCUUUUGGAUUCAGCCUUUGGCUCUGCAUCCAGUUCAUCACAAAAGCCAAAAAACAGAAUGCAAAACACCUUCAAACAUUUUCCAAAGUCACUGAAGAUGAUCUUGCAAAAGGCCAAACUGAGAAUCUCCACAUAACUGGGGUGAAAAUUUUUUAUGGCUCUCAGACUGGAACAGCACAGCGGUUUGCAUCCAUUCUCGCUGAAGCGGUGGGCAGUGUUGAUUUGCCAGCAGAAGUCAUUGACCUGAAAGACUAUGAUCCAGAUGACUCUCUAGCAGAAGAGGCAACCAGCAAGAAUGUCUGUGUGUUCCUAGCAGCCACGUACAUGGAUGGGAAGCCAACGGAUAAUGCCGUGUGGUUCUGCAAGUGGCUGGAAGAGACGGCAAAUGACUUCAGAGUUGGCAAGAAGUAUCUGAAGGGUUUGCAGUAUGCUGUCUUUGGACUGGGCAAUUCCUUGUAUGUGGACCACUACAACACUGUGGGCCGGAGCAUCGACAGGUGGCUUUGGAUGUUGGGCGCCAUCCGCAUCCUGUCCUGCACCAAAGGAGAUAGCAAUGUUGCCAAGAGCAAGCAUGGCAGCAUCGAGGCCGACUUCGAGGCUUGGAAGGGCAAGUUCCUCGCCCGGCUCAAGGCCCUUUGCAAAGGGGAGAAGAAACCUUGCAGUGGAAGGUGCAAGAAAGGCAAAUGUCAAUCCAAAAGGAAGGGGAGCCCUGAAGCAUCAGACCAAGAGCGAAGGGCCUUGAAGCAAGAAGAGAAGGAAGAAGAAUUAUUUGAAACAACAAGUGAGGAGGAGUCUGGCAGUGAAGAAGGAGGUGUUGCAAACCCGGUUGUUGAUGUGGAGGAUCUGGGGAAGAUGGUGGGCCAUAUUAAGAAAGCUCAGAGAGAGCGCGAACUUGACAAAGAGGCUUCCCAAAGAAGUGGGUCACAGCAGCCCCACGAGGAGGAUGAGCGGAGGGAGAUGAUCACACCGGCUCUUCGCGAUGCACUCACGAAACAAGGUUACAGGCUGAUCGGGAGCCACUCUGGUGUGAAGCUUUGCAGGUGGACCAAGUCGAUGCUCCGAGGAAGAGGAGGCUGCUACAAGCACACCUUUUAUGGCAUCGAGAGCCACCGCUGCAUGGAGACCACGCCCAGCUUGGCCUGCGCCAACAAAUGCGUCUUCUGCUGGAGGCACCACACCAAUCCUGUGGGCACAGAGUGGCGGUGGAAGAUGGACCAGCCUGACAUGAUCUUGCAGGAGGCUAUUGAGAACCACCGGAACUUGAUCAAACAAUUUAAAGGUGUUCCAGGGGUGAAGAGCGACCGUUUGGAAGAAGGAAUGCUUCCCAAACACUGUGCAUUGUCUCUGGUCGGGGAACCUAUCAUGUACCCUGAAAUUAAUCGGUUCUUAAGGCUGCUGCACAGUUGCAACAUCUCAAGCUUUCUUGUCACGAAUGCACAGUUCCCAGUGGAGAUAAGGCAUCUCGAGCCUGUGACUCAGCUGUAUGUCAGCGUGGACGCCAGCACCAAAGAGAGUCUAAAGAAGAUUGAUCGGCCUCUCUUCAAAGAUUUCUGGCAGAGGUUUCUGGACAGCUUAACGGCAUUGGCUGAGAAGCAACAACGGACUGUCUAUAGGUUAACGCUGGUGAAAUCCUGGAAUGUGGAGGAGCUCCAGGCCUAUUCAGAGCUGGUGUCUCUCGGCAAGCCAGAUUUCAUCGAGGUGAAGGGAGUGACUUAUUGCGGAGAGAGUUCGGCCAGCAACCUCACCAUGGCCAACGUCCCGUGGCACGAGGAGGUGGUGCGCUUCGUCCAGGAGCUGACCAGCCUUCUCCAGGACUAUGAAAUCGCCUGUGAGCACGAGCACUCCAAUUGCCUCCUGAUAGCCCACAAGAAGUUCAAGAUUGACGGGAAGUGGCACACCUGGAUUGACUACGAUCGCUUCCAAGACCUGGUCCACGAACAUGAGCAGAGUGGGGGGGCCACGACAUUCACCUCGGCCGACUACAGGGCUGAGACUCCCUCCUGGGCAGUGUUUGGGGCCAGAGAACAGGGCUUUGACCCUCAAGAUACGAGAUUUCAACGAAAGAACAAGACAAAGGACAUCUCAGGGUGCUGACCUCCUCAGAAAUUAGCCCCUUGGAACUGAUCUCGAUAGAUUCAGCAGAGUGCUUCGCUUCUGACACCAGCAUCCAAACUCUUUCUAUUGAACUUACUGGAGGCCUUGAAAGCCACAGGGGAAAUGAAUGUGGUUUUAUUUCUCUUUCUUUACAAACUCUGGAUUUUUUGGGUAACUUAUUUUUUUAAUCUUCUCAAAUGAGAGUGAUCCAGAUUUUGCCAUUUUUGGGGAAAGGCAGCUCUCCCAAAUCUUUAUGGUUCUGGUUGACUGGAGCAACUGCUGUUUCUUAUUCGGUUUCCUAGACUGUUGCAGUUGAGGGUUUUUUUCAAUAUGGGCUGGUUUUGAUGAUGUAACCAGUCACCAGGUUUUUUGGGUGUGAGUAUGUGAGAUUCACACAUGCAUCCCGGGGUGGUUUUAUUCUUUUUAUUUUUGGGGAAAAGGAGUGAUUGCUACCCCUUAACUUUUCCUAGUUGCAACUUCCUAAGAUGGCUGGCCCCACCUGGCUGCAUUUUUAAGAAGUUCGGAAGAAGAUGCUGUUGCUGCAGAAUAUAGUAGAAAUUCCCACACCUCUCUUGAACCUGUGUGCUUAGUUCCUCUGGAUGGAGAGUAGUAUUAAUUGCACCUGGUUUAGCAUAACUAUUACACUGCCAGCAGAACUUGAGAAUUUGUGGCAGAUUUCAGUUUCUGGCACAGCAUACUCUGAGGAACAAACUCCAGAUGACCUCUGGAGUCCCCUUCCUUUUUAAAAAACUGAUUUGACUCCUGGAACAUAGACUUCUAAAGGCCUGUUACACUAGUAUACAGGCUGGGGGCCUUUUAUUCACCCUCGGAAUUCUGGGAAUUGUAGUUUGAAUGUGUGGCUUUGUGAAAAUCCUUUAACCUUUUCAUGGCACCGAGCAGUGUAGGGCUUCACAUAACGGGCUGUACUAUUUUGGUUUGGUUUGUGUGCCGAAAGCAUCCUAGUGAAAAAAUCUGGGAUCCCCUACCUGGGACAGUAGAACAUUUACUCAUGUUCCUGAAUGCUUCCAGCAUUUAGCAUCAUGUUACAUGUCCUUUGAAAAUGGAAGCUUUUUUUCCCCAUUCAUUGGCCCCAAAUCGUCCAUACAAUUUUCACAAAGAGAUGCCCGAUAUAUUUAGAGCCACAUAUAACUAGAGUGGAACAGUGCCAUUUUUCUGUUCACAUCCCGGGUUGCUGUUUUACCACAGCUGUGGUCCCCAUGAGGAUGACAGAUUCACAGGCCACAGAUAUUUUGCAAAUGUUUCCUGCAUCUGUUCACCAAUUCCUUUUCAGGUGAUCAGGUAUUGCAAAAAUAGGGAAAAUACCUUUGCCUGCACACUUUGCUUCUUCUCUGCCCCCUCUGCACAUGUGUCUAGCUAAGAUUGGAGCCUGUUAAAAUCUGUAUUUUUUAAAUAAAAUUUCUCCAGGAUCCAA